AGAAAAAUGCCAACUACGGGGUGAUGGUACUGUCGAAGGUGAUGCCUCACCUGAAAGUGCUGUCUGAUGCACCGUUCCCGGAAGCUCCUGUGCUGCCAACAUCCCUCACAACGCCAGACCGGCCUCAGGUCCAAUACCAGCACGUUCAUCACGAGGCUGGAAAAAGGCGUGGUGAGAAGCGGAGAUUAUUUGUUGAAGAGCCAAAGCCUGUGUCUUCUGUGAACCAGCCCGUUCAGCCCAUGGCGUCGUCCUCCUCCACUCGGCCAAAGCCUGCUGCGCCCACCACCAUUCUGCCAAGGCCUGCUGCGUCCACCCACCUCCGGCCAAAGCCUGCUGUGCCCACCUAUGGAUCCCCCCGUAUCGACAGCACCCAUACUGCUGGUUUUCCCCGCACAGCUGCAGGUUCCCCCGUCUUGUUUCGUGGGCCAUCGUGCAGCCAGGAGCUUUGUACCUCCAGCACCAGCAGUCAAGGCAUUCAUGCCAAACAAGUCCUUGCGGCCAUGUGGGGCUUGCCACAUGGCUAA
Molecule: messenger RNA, 524 nt
Organism: Paramisgurnus dabryanus
Lineage: Eukaryota; Metazoa; Chordata; Actinopteri; Cypriniformes; Cobitidae
Source: RefSeq, a predicted model, not a curated record